Messenger RNA from Physella acuta, 1585 nucleotides. RefSeq names its product secretin receptor-like. Gene Ontology annotation, cellular component: plasma membrane. NCBI's taxonomy places the organism in Eukaryota, Metazoa, Mollusca, Gastropoda, Physidae. Gene Ontology annotation, biological process: adenylate cyclase-modulating G protein-coupled receptor signaling pathway; cell surface receptor signaling pathway. The record is from RefSeq and is a predicted model, not a curated record. Gene Ontology annotation, molecular function: G protein-coupled peptide receptor activity; peptide hormone binding.
UAUCCUGUCACUGACAUUCGUGUGUCAAUCGAGAGAGAAAACUAGAGUCUGGAAUCUCAGAAUUUGUAACCAAGACAUUCCGAGAGAAAUACAACAUGGAUUAUAGACUCAGUGAUUGACGCCUGGUGUCAGUCGUAUGUCGCCUUUUGGAACCAGAAUAGAAAUAUUGUAAUAAGUUCCAGGAGUGGAAAUAUUGAGAUAAAAAACAAGGACUCUAAGUAUUGUGUCGAGGGGUGAGAAUAGAAAUAUUGUGACAAAUUAACAAGAAGCGAAAUAUUGUGACGCGUUCUUAAAAACAAUGGAAAAUAUGUGAUAAUUACUUAGAAUGGAAAUAUUGUGACUAACAUCAAAAGACGGAAAUAUUGUGACAAACACCAAAAGACGGAAAUAUUGCGACAAAUAUAAAAAAUGGAAAUACUGUGAUAUACAGAAAAUGGAAAUACUGUGACAAGAGAGAUAACGCAAUGACACCCCCGCGAUGCCAGGCGAUGACAGCCGGCAUACGGUUCCAGUUCCGCACGUGUAGACAGCCUGCCCGUGCGUGGCUGACACUGCUCACCACUCUGUUCAUCAUGAUUGGAGCUAAAGGCAACGAGAGCGACGACAACGUUGUGGACAUCUCCUACGACGAGCAGGUCAACACAAUCAUCAGUAUACAGAACGCCUGUCUGCAGUUCAUCGACUCACGGUCUAAUGUCAACAACACAGAAAACAACUGCCAACCAGUUUGGGAUGGACUACUCUGCUGGCCGGAGACGCCACCGGGUACCACGGCAACCCAGCAGUGCCCGGAUUAUGUCUUGGGGUUCACCACUUCCGAAAACGCGACGCGUCGCUGUAUGUCUGACGGUACAUGGUACGUGGACCGGGAUCGAAACACAACCUGGACUGACCUCAGCUUGUGUAGAGGCAUCAGGCACAACGAUAUGACAAUCAGUGUUGUCGAGUCGCAUCUGGGUACCCUAGGCCUGAUGUACAAUGUUGGGUACGGAAUUUCGCUGACUUCGUUGGUUCUCUCUGUGAUCAUUAUGAUUGGCUUCAAAAAGCUCCACUGCCCGCGCAACACAAUUCACCUGAAUCUCUUCUUCUCCUUCAUACUGCGCGCGUCCAUUUCAUUCAUGAAGGAAAACUUACUGGUCAAAGGUUUGGGGUUUCCCGGUGACGUCACACGGGAUAAAAACAACUUCCUGAUCUUCAAAAACGAAAGUACUCAUUGGGAGUGCAAGUUAUUUUUUGCGUGUUUUAACUACAUCCUUGGUGCCAACUACAUGUGGAUCUUCGCUGAGGGUCUGUACUUGCACAUGAUACUGUCGGUGACGGUCUUCUCUGAGAGGGGCAGUCUCAAGUGGUACAUUCUGCUGGGAUGGGCAUCGCCCUUGACCUUCAUGAUACCCUGGAUUCUUGUCCGACUCUUCAAAGAGGACGUUCUGUGCUGGAACACUCACCCCACCCCGGGCUAUUUUUGGAUCAUGAGGGGACCGAUCGUUCUAUCCAUUGUGGUGAACUUCAUAUUUUUCCUGAGCAUCAUCCGGGUCCUCUUCACCAAGCUGAACGCCGUGAACACGCAAGAGGCGAAGAAGUUCAG